Messenger RNA from Yarrowia lipolytica CLIB122, 312 nucleotides. RefSeq lists its product as uncharacterized. The record is from RefSeq and is a predicted model, not a curated record. NCBI's taxonomy places the organism in Eukaryota, Fungi, Ascomycota, Dipodascomycetes, Dipodascales.
AUGCCCGAACCGACUUACCCCAAAAUGGCCUAUUGGAUUGAGUGGUUUGUGGGAACCGCCUCCAACGUGGGCUUCCCUCCGACCACAGUGCUCAACGAGGCCACGGGCUUGGAGUUGACCACUCUGGAAUGGUCCAAGAAAUUGGCGACUGCGGCGACCACAGUUUUCAAGCGAGAUGUGGAUUACGUGCGAGAAUACAUGGUCUCCAACAUCAAGGCGUACCUGACGAGCGAGGGAGCUGCGUCGACCGACUCAUCGUCUGCCGCACUAAUCUCCGAUAUCUCCGAAACCAAGGAACUGCCGGGUAACUGA